Molecule: messenger RNA, 351 nt
Organism: Adineta ricciae
Lineage: Eukaryota; Metazoa; Rotifera; Eurotatoria; Adinetida; Adinetidae
Source: the annotation of a GenBank genome assembly
AUGUUUGAUCAAGCUUUUACUAUACAUGGACUAAGAUUUGGAUGCAAUCUUUCUUGUGUGUAUGGUCUUUUACCAAAUCGAAAAAAAUCAACAUACCAACAACUUUUUAAAGAAUUAAAAAGUAUUGCGGCAUUGGAAAACAAAUUAUUUCUGCCUGAAAGAGUUGUUAGUGAUUCUGAAAUCGGUUUGAUAUCAGCUUUAGCCGCUGAAUGUAUUAAUCGACGUAUUCAAAGUUUAGACUUAAGCACAACUUAUGCUGAAGACGAUGAAAUCAGAUCAUGCUGUCGUAAAUUAAUGGCACUUUGUCUUUUGCCACUUCAAGAAGUUGAAAGUCAAUUUUAUAAUUUAUGA